UCUUGCAAUACAGUUGUAUUUCGUCAUUACCCGCAGUAGUAACUGGAACUGGGUGCACGCCUUGUUCAUUACCUCCAACUGUAAGAAGAAGAUGCUGUGGUCCAUUUGUCUCGUUAUUCUGGUGGCCACAGCGAGCGGCCAAGAGUCGGGCUUUCCUUGCGAGGGUCGGGCUGACGGCGUGUUUGCGGACCUGGAGGACUGCACGGUGUACCACCUGUGUCACGGCGGGCGGGACUACCAGAUCCGCUGUCCGGACGGCUACUUCUGGAACGACGAUGCCCACUCCUGUAGACUGGCGGACAUCGCGCAGUGCUGCUCCGGCCAGGGCGUGUGCGAGGCGACGUCAUACGCGGAAGACGUGACGCUUCUGGCGGGCAGGGUGCAGACUCUGGAGUCCGACUCAACGGACGUGCAGGGACAGGUCAGCAGUCUGACCACCGAGAAUACCGCUCUUCGGACACAGCUAACGUCACUGAAGGACAGGACCAACAAUCUGACCGUUGAGAACGUCGCACUCCGGACAGAGCUGACCUCACAACAGGGACAGGUUAGCAGUCUGACCGCUGAUAACGCCGCACUCCGGACACAGGUGACGUCACUUCAGGUGACAGCGGCGGACCUACAGGGCCAACUCGACAACAUCUCAGUGCCGAUCGUUUCAAGGACGACCAUCAGUGCCAAAGUUGUCUCUGCUGGAUAUGACGACCCCGGCUACCUGGGCGGAAGGGGUGAGGUCUGGGUGGAUGGAGUGCAGUAUGCCAUGAACGGCCGUGGGUACAACUUGGUGACCGUGAACGAACGGACAGGACAGAUGGAGGAUUCCGUACGGUUUGACACUUACGGCGACCCAGCAGCCGGAGUGUCGCUGCGGGACUUCCUGCGCGGGCUUCCAAAUGGCCGUAUUGUGCUGAUCGCCGUGCAUGAUGAGGGGAGUAGGUACUCUGGUGACGCCAUGGCAGAACUCAACUCCCUGGGAGCCUUCUCACCAGAUAUAGCCCACCGCACGUCCUGGGCCAUGAUCAGUAAGAAGGGCAGUAAAACGUCCUGGUUUGUGGAGGACGAGCGGGACCGCUAUGCCGGGCCGACUGUCAUCGAGGCAGAGAUCCCGCUGUCUAUCUGAACGACGGCUCAGAACCAGGCGCAAUCAUGGAAUAAAUUUUGAAACCAUCCGA
This is a messenger RNA of Branchiostoma floridae (Florida lancelet), 1172 nucleotides long. RefSeq lists its product as uncharacterized. Gene Ontology annotation, cellular component: extracellular region. The record is from RefSeq and is a predicted model, not a curated record. Gene Ontology annotation, molecular function: chitin binding. The transcript has 8 exons. Bases 92 to 1120 code for a protein of 342 amino acids. Lineage: Eukaryota; Metazoa; Chordata; Leptocardii; Amphioxiformes; Branchiostomatidae.